This is a messenger RNA of Salvia splendens (bonfire salvia), 1658 nucleotides long. Its product is annotated as transcription initiation factor TFIID subunit 13. Bases 1005 to 1385 code for a protein of 126 amino acids. Gene Ontology annotation, molecular function: protein heterodimerization activity. NCBI's taxonomy places the organism in Eukaryota, Viridiplantae, Streptophyta, Magnoliopsida, Lamiales, Lamiaceae. The record is from RefSeq and is a predicted model, not a curated record. The transcript has 5 exons. Gene Ontology annotation, biological process: transcription by RNA polymerase II.
UCUCAAUUCUUCUCCACCCCUUUUGCUGAAUUAUUGUGGUCUGUCGAAAUUUGUUGUUGAAGAAUGACUAUGGAGUUAGGAUUUUAGAUGAAAGAAAUUAUUUGUGGUGAAUUAGAAUAAAGAUGGAGUUGGGAUUUGGGAAUUGAGAUGUGGUUACUGAAUGUGAAAGUGAAUGGAAAUUAGAAUUGCAAUGUUAGGUCUGAAGCAUUACAAAUUGUAGUGACUGUGGGCUUCAUGAUUUCAUGUCGUUGGAGCUCGAUUCCGGUCAACAGUAUUAAGGUUUUGAUAGGCAUGGUUCGGUGAUGAAAAAUUACCGAAUAUGCUACUACUAUAUGAUCAUUGCUUGCUAAUUUAGGGCAAUGCCUAAGAAUAAUUAGAUACUCCAUAAUUAGGCUGAGGCAUGUAUAGUGUGAUGUAAGCUAUUGAAGACUCAUGAUGUAGUAUUGCUUGGAUGUAACCUAUUGGGGACUUGUGAGGGAUAGUUUUGCUUUGAAAUAAAUGGAACCAAGAAAUUGGGAAAUGCUGUGUGCGAUUUUUAUUGGUUUCUAGUCGUAUUUCAUAUUCUCGCGCCAUUCAUAAACGCAGCUUGUCAUUUUUCUUGAUACUAAUAAUACUGAAGAAUGAAAACUGUUGGAAAUAUAUAUAUUUAACUAUCAUAAGUUACUCGGAAAAUCAAUCUUAUAUUUUCCAUUGCUUGGGUUCUGCAUUGCUAAAUGUGUGGAUUCUAUUGACAUCAUUUUUGCCUGUGUACUGUUAAUUUUAUCAUUCUCUCCGACGAUGAUGAAGAUGUGAAGAAACCAAUUAGUGUUUUGUGGCCUCUUCUAGAUAUCUUGAUUACAUUGCACACAGUAGUGCAGCUAUGGUUUCCAGAUUCCUAAAAACCUAUAUAUGAUUUCCGACUUGUUAUUUUCUCGUACUUCUUGUACUUUGAAUUUGUGGAUCCUAGGUAAUUACUUGUGUUUUAAAAAAAUGAAACUGAAGGGAGGAGCCAACAGAUAUAGAGGAUGAGUAACAUGGCAGCAGGUCCCUCAAAAGUGAGGCCAGGUUCAUCACAACCUUCAGAAUCCUCCAAGCGUAAACGCGGAAUGUUUCAGAAGGAUUUGCAGCAUAUGAUGUAUGGGUUCGGAGAUGAUGCUAAUCCCCUUCCAGAGACUGUUGCACUUGUUGAGGAUAUUGUUGUGGAGUACGUCACGGAGAUGGUGCAUAAAGCUCAGGAUAUUGCAUCCAAACGAGGAAAACUCUUGACAGAAGAUUUCCUCUUUCUAAUCCGAAAGGAUUUGCCAAAACUCAACCGGUGCACGGAGUUGUUGUCGAUGAACGAAGAACUGAAGCAAGCAAGGAAAGCUUUCGAGGUUGACGAAGAGAAACUGGCUUCGACUGACUGAUUCUGAUAUGCGUUAUAGACUGUAUUUUGAACAAUUUUAUGGUAUGAAUUUUGUUGUUAGUGCAAUGAUGCUUUGGAAGUCAUUGAAGGAGAAAUGUUUUAUAUCCAAUUAACAUCAGUUGAAUUGGGUUGGCACUAGGCAAAAACCAAAAAUCAAAGGAUUGGAAAAAUUAUGCUACCCGAUUAUCAUUGACAAAAAGAUGACCGGGAGAAUCGACUUUUAAGAAGCCUUGUUUGCAGACAGAUUAUAUAUACAUAGAUGCAUUAAAUAUUA